AUGAAGCUUCUCAACAUCUCCACCCCGCUCUCUCUCAUCUCGCUUUUCUCCACGACAGAGCAGAAGCCUUUACAAAAGCGAACUAACCCACUAGAAGAUGGAGCCUUCAAAGCUCUAGCAAACGAUCAAAUAAAUCGCUGGCACGUCCCUGGCAUCGCAAUAUCAAUCGUCGACGGCAAUGAUACCUGGGCACAAGGCUACGGAAUCUCCCAAUUCCCAUCCACUCCAGUCACACCCGAAACACUCUUCUUCGGCGGCAGCACUACCAAGGCAUUCACAGCCGCUGCAUUGGCGCGGUUGAUAGCUAGUGGUAACCACACGGGCUUAUCCUGGAAAACGCCCGUUGGGGAGUUGAUUCGAGAUGAUUUUGUGCUGGAGGAUGUGGUGAGGACGGGGUUGGUUACGGUUGAGGAUGUGCUUUCGCAUCGCACGGGGAUGCCGAGACAUGAUAUCUCAUAUGGCGGUAGUGACCCGAAAACUUCUAAGUCGUAUACGCCGAGAGAUCUUGUUAGGAAUCUGAGGUAUUUACCGCUUACGGCGGGACUGAGAGAGAGAUUUCAGUAUUGCAAUAUGAUGUAUGUGGUUGCUAGUUAUGUUGUUGAGACGUUGAGUGGAGUAUGGCUGGGUGAUUUCUUGAAGAGGGAGAUUUGGGGGAAGCUGGGGAUGAAUGCAACGUACUUCUCGAACGAAGACGCUCUCGCUGCACCUGAGCCUCUAGCAAAAGGUUAUGUUUACACGAACUCUACAUAUGUUGAAGUUCCAUAUAUGGAUCUGACCUCCGUCUCCGGCGCCGGUUCCAUAAUCUCCAACGUCCUCGACUACUCCAAAUGGGUUCGCUCCCUCCUCACACUCACGGGCCCUCUCUCCCCAUCCUCAAUUCGCGAACUCCUCACACCCCGAACCAUCGUUCUAGAGAAAGAACCCUGGCUGAAAGGUCCGAAAGCUUACGCUUUGGGGUGGAUCAAUGGGAAUUAUAGGGGUUACGAGUAUUUUGAACAUUCGGGCGGGAUGGAGGCUUUUGGUGCGCAAGUUAUUUUCUUCCCAGAUCUGAAUUACGGGAUCACCGCGUUUGGCAAUACAGGCGUGACGUCUAAUUACGCGGAAUUGUCGUUGAUAUGGCGUCUCAUUGACGAUAAACUGAAUGUCCCAGCUUCUGAGCGCUUUGAUUGGGAUGAGUUUAACACAGCUCAACUCAAAUACAUCGAACAAAUAUACGACAACGCACAAUCCAUCUACUACCCAAACAUCCCCUCCCCACCACUCCCGCUCUCCCGUCCCCUUUCAAACUACACAGGAACGUAUUUCCAUCCCGCUUAUCACAAUAUAACACUCACACUCAAUAACACCUCGUCCGUAGAGCAGUUGUAUGCGUUACGGGAAGCAACUUGGGUCGUAUACUUCACGCUCAAACACAUCAGCGGGGAUUACUUCAUAGCCUACGUCGAAUCAACGAAGUCUCCAGGAUUGAUAUUCAGACAAGCUGUACCAGCGGAGUUCAAGAUCAGCGCUGAUGGAGUUGUAGAUAGGUUUGGGAUAGCAGCUGAGCCGGAGAUGGGGAUUGAUGGGAGGAUUUGGUUUGAUCGAAUCGCGUGA
Messenger RNA from Glarea lozoyensis ATCC 20868, 1593 nucleotides. RefSeq names its product beta-lactamase/transpeptidase-like protein. The coding region runs from base 1 to 1593 and encodes 530 amino acids. The record is from RefSeq and is a predicted model, not a curated record. NCBI's taxonomy places the organism in Eukaryota, Fungi, Ascomycota, Leotiomycetes, Helotiales, Helotiaceae. The transcript has 7 exons.